AUGGGUUAUAACAGCUCUUGGACUUAUUUUUAUAUAGCAAUGAGUGCCAAAAAGUUUGUGUCAGUGAAUGUGCCACUCUCUGCUAUUGGAAUUCUUCUAAACAUGUUUUUUGUCUUCUGCAUGGUCUUUCCACCACAAGGAGCAGAGCAACAGAAAAGAAUUCUCAAAGUUCUACUGGGAUCACUGGUUUGGUGCAACACUGUUAUUCAUUUGGUUUGUUUAUUCAUUGUUUUCUAUGAGUUUAUCAUGUGGAAAUUGGAUAUGGAAGUGAGUAUAUUAUUGGCUAUGUCGGAUCUGAUUUUGAAUGUUAUGAUAUACAGUAUGAUAACCAGCGUUACCUGCUGCCAUUGGAUGAAUAUGUUUUACUUCUGUCAGAUUGUUCCUCCUCAGCAUCCUUUCCUCAUCUGGUUUAAGAGGAACAUCAGAGCCUUAAUUUACUCUGGUUUGGGUCUAAAUGCAAUCCUGUAUGUGUUUGGAAUGAGUGUAGAAAUCGCUUAUGAAAUUGUAGGCUUUGAUUAUGAUGCAGCAUAUAAUUCAUCAGAUGACUUGGCAGAUAUUCUGUGGGAUUCCCUGCAAAUAAACCGUAAAAUAAAAUUAGUGAAUUUUUGGUGCAGGUUAGUCUUAUUCUUGCUCAGUAUUUGUGUGAUGAUGGUAUCAACCUUUGCGACUGUUCUCUAUCUGUGGAGACACAUGAAGAAUUUGGAAGAGAGUGGCGUCUCCUCUCCUCGCCUCCAGAGACAGAUAAAAAUAAUCAUUGCAGGCAUCACAACACAGGCAGUCCUUCACUUUCUCUGCUCAAAUGGGAUUUUAAUAGAUGAACUUAUGUCUAAAUACUCCUCAGUGGAUUUUGACUGGAAUGGAUACAUCCUCUACACCUUCAUCUCUCUGUAUUCUUUUGGUACAACCAUUAACAUGGGCAUCAGUCAGUCACUGUUUCGACAGGGAGCCGUUCAUGUGUGGCAAAAUGUUUGCCAGGCUCUCCGUUUUUAA
Messenger RNA from Astyanax mexicanus (Mexican tetra), 990 nucleotides. Its product is annotated as taste receptor type 2 member 8-like. NCBI's taxonomy places the organism in Eukaryota, Metazoa, Chordata, Actinopteri, Characiformes, Acestrorhamphidae. The record is from RefSeq and is a predicted model, not a curated record. The transcript has a single exon. The coding region runs from base 1 to 990 and encodes 329 amino acids.